UGGGAAUGUUCAGACACACCUACUGAAAGUGAUAUCAGAAGUGGGUGCAUGCUGGACUACUGCUCUUGGAUUCCUUUCAUAUCCUCCACUGGCAGUCGGAGAAAUGAGUUGGACGGACAUAUUUUGUCACCCGGUGUGGGCUUUUUCCACGGUGCUGCUGGCUUUCGUUGUUCGACUGCAGAGGAGAGGGAGAUGGAAUCCAAGCGAGUGCACGGUGAAGCUCACAGGAAAGACUGCGAUAGUCACAGGAGCCAACACAGGGAUCGGGAAGUUCAUUGCGUUGGACUUUGCACGUCGUGGUGCCCGUGUUAUCCUGGCCUGCCGAAGUGAGGCCCGGGGGACAGCAGCUCUCCAAGAAAUCAGGGAGAAGUCAGGAAACUCUGAAGUCCACCUGCGUCUGGUGGACCUGUCCUCCAUGGACUCCGUCAGAACGUUCGCCAAUAGGAUUCUCGAGGAGGAAAAAGCUCUUCACAUCCUCAUCAACAAUGCCGGAGUAUCAGGUUUACCCAAGCAGAUAUCCAAAGAAGGACUAGACAUGACUUUUGCAACCAACCACCUUGGACCAUUCCUUCUCACCAACCUGCUGCUGGACCUGCUGAAAAGUUCCGCUCCGUCGCGAAUAGUCACCCUCAGUUCAGUCAAUCACGUUAAAGGAAAAGUGGACUUCUCUCAUUUCCAUGGGGAGAAUCUCACUUACAGGAUGGAUAAAGUCUACAACAACACAAAGCUGCACAAUGUCAUCUGUACCAACGAGUUAGCGCGCAGGCUUAAAGGGACAGACGUGACUGCAAACUCUGUCCACCCUGGUGUCGUCUUGACAGAAGUGAUGAGACACUAUCCAUUUCUUAUCCGGUUCAUUUUCAACCUCAUUGGAUUUUUCUUGUUCAAGUAUCCAGAGGAGGGUGCGGUCAGCUCGAUCUACUGUGCCGUGGCAGAAGAAACGGAGGGGAUAACUGGGAAAUAUUUUGACAGCGACUGCUCCAUUGUGCUCCCCUCCCCGUUAGCACGAGACGCUGCUCUGGCGGUCAAGGACUUUGAGAUCAGCGAGAGAGUGACAUCAAAGCUCUGAAACAACUAUCAGGCCAAAGGGGAGGCUUGAUAACAAAGAAAUGGGGGUCAAAUUCCAACCUCUUACUGCACUUCUUCAACUACAACUCUGACAUCAUCUCUUUUAAAUAGCAGGGGAGGUUUCUGAAUCCAUUUGUACAGGCGUUACAUAAUUUCAAGGAAAUUGUUUUGUGUAUUUGUGACGUGACAAAGCUGUGUUACUCUUCUCUGCAGUGGUUUGAACAACAGGCUUAAGACACAUAAUGUCACUUUUCCUAUUAAAAGAAGGUUCAGCGACAUAUGUGUAGUACCAGUGAACUGUUUUUCUGAGAGUGACGGUGACACCAUGUGGCCAACUGGAGCUUACAUUCCUCUUCAAAAAAGACAACAGGAGCUCCAUAAAGUGACACAACAAUUUCCCUUUAUUGAAUAAUUCAGUAAAACACAACAAAACAUUUAGGUAUUCAGUGCUUUUUGAAGAAUCUGUACAGCAUUCAUCCCCUCCAGUCUUUGACCUCGCUAUUUGGCUGCAGAGAAAGAGAUAGUGAGAGAACAGUGUUUUUACCAAAGAGGGUUUUUAAUCAAAGCACUAUCACUUGUAUCACUUCUUACUAUGUGACUGCUUCACUUUUUUUGAUAAUAAAAGCUGAUACAAUGUCA
Molecule: messenger RNA, 1707 nt
Organism: Labrus mixtus (cuckoo wrasse)
Lineage: Eukaryota; Metazoa; Chordata; Actinopteri; Labriformes; Labridae
Exons: 6
Coding region: 104-1069 (321 amino acids)
Source: RefSeq, a predicted model, not a curated record